AUGCACAACCCUCUACUGGAGGUCUGCUGUCUGCUUUUGAAGGGGCAGCUUGUACAGGGACUGCCAGCUGCCUUGCGAGGUAACGUCUGGACCAAAAAACUCAGUCACUUUGAUUCCUUCAUCCCUGCCAAAGAGUGCAGGUUCCAGAACCAUAACACUGAUUUGGUACACUGCUUUUUUUCCCUGGAGCCUGAAACUUGUCCAGGUGGGGAGUUGUGUCAGCAGCUGACCUCCUACUUCCUGACACUCCCCCACAGCUGGGGUGAUAGACAGAGAGACGGGAAACUGUACUCACACUCUUCACUCCACUGGUCAUACCAAGUAUGGUUUUCUGCAAAUGCUCUGUUUCGGGGCGUCCACAAAUGUUGCUGUCACCUUCAUCAGAUGUCCCAGUUUGGUGCAUCCAGCCUCUCAGAGAUUGGGUCACAGGCUGGCAGACUGAAGUGGUUGAGUCUUUAUGAGGUUGUUAAAAACAAAGGUUCCUCAAACAAUCACAGUGUGUACGGCUGCCCUCUGGCCAAGAAGAGGAAGAGUCUAGACAGACAAACCCUGGAACCCUCGCCCAAGAGGAGCACCUACCUAGAUGACAUGGACAACUCCACCAUGGAGGAGUGCUACGAGACAGACGGGACGGAGGAGAUGGACGACAGGGAGGAAGAGGAGGAGGAAGGCGCCGUAGAAGAGGAGGAGGAGGAGGAAGAAGAGGGGGAGGUGGAGGAGGAAGAGGAGGAGGAAGUGGAAGGGUACAUGGACUAUAACGAGGAGCAAAUGGAGCAGGAGGAAGGCGAGGUGGAGAGAGGGGAGGAGGAGGAAGAGGAAGAGGAGGAGGAAGAAGAGGAGGUAGAGGUGGAGCAGGAAGAAGAGGAGGAAGAGGAGAGGGUGGAGGAGGAGGAAGAGGAGGCGGUAGAGGAGGUGCACUAUGAAGAGGGGGAGGAGGAGGAUGGAGAGCAGAGUCAAGGGCAAGAGGACGAUCUGAUGAGCAGUGGAGAGGGGGGCGAGGGUGAUGGCGGAGGUGGCGGUGGCGGCAAUGCCAAACCUGGCUCCGUCGAAAAGGACGACAACAACAACGACGAGUACGAGAACUACGACGAACUCGUGGCCAAGUCGCUGCUCAACCUGGGGAAGAUCGCCGAGGACGCUGCCAACCGAGCCAUGACGGAGUCCGAGAUGAACAGCAACUCCUCCAACAGCGCGGAGGAAGAAGAUGAAGAGGAGGAGGAAGAAGAGGAGGAAGAAGAGGAGGAGGAGGAGGAUGAAGAAGAGGAGGAGGAGGAGGAAGAUGAAGAGGAGGAAGAGGAGGAGGAAGAAGAGGAAGAGGGGGAAGGAGAUGAAACACAAAAAGCUGACCUGAGUUUGGACGUUGACAGUGAUGUGGUCAGGGAGACGGUGGACUCUCUUAAACUGCUGGCACAGGGUCACGGCGCAGUACUGUCUGACAAUUUAGAUGGACAGGAGUAUGAUGGUACAACUGAGAACGGGGGAGGGAAUGACUGUUCCCAUGGGGGAAAUGCACACAAUGGUGGUAAUGGACAAAUUAAGACCAUCGGUAAUGGACAAUUAGAAAACAGCGACGAGGAAGUGUGUCUAAGCAGUCUAGAAUGCCUACGGAACCAAUGCUUCGACCUAGCUCGGAAACUAAGCGAAACCAAGUCCACAGACCGAAACGGACCACCCCAGCUAAAUCUUUUUACAUGCGGGGAUCCCAAUCAACAGCCCCAGCAUCACGGCUAUGGGGAUUACCAACAUAGCCAAGACGACAGACGACUUGAUAGGAACUAUUCCGACAUGGACAAUCUCAUGAAGCUGGAGGAGCAGCUGAGCCCACGCUCCAAGGCCUUCUCAAGUUGCGCACAGGACGACCGAUAUCACAACCACCGGGACUUUGACGAGGACACGGCCUCCGUGACAUCGGAUCGAUCAGAAGAAGUGUUUGACAUGACGAAGGGUAACCUGUCCCUUUUGGAAAAGGCCAUUGCACUAGAGUCAGAACGGGCCAAGGCAAUGCGGGAUAAAAUGGCGGCCGAGGCUGCCAGGAGAGACGGGGUGAGGUAUAGCCACGAAGACCAUGGCCCAAGGCACGGCUACGGUGUUGAGCGUAAAGCCCGUCUUCCUGAUGGUAUGAAGAAGCUUUUCUACCAUAAAGAUGCUUCACGCGCCGACAAGAAGGAGAGCCGGUGUCCGACGCCGGGCUGCGACGGCACGGGUCACGUGACGGGCUUGUACCCCCACCAUCGGAGCUUGUCCGGCUGUCCGCACAAAGACAGGGUGCCACCAGAAAUCGUGGCUAUGUAUGAGAAUGUUCUUAAGUGUCCUACGCCUGGCUGCACGGGACGCGGCCAUGUCAAUAGCAACAGAAACUCCCACAGAAGUCUGUCAGGUUGUCCCAUCGCCGCAGCAGAGAAGCUGGCCAAAGCCCAGGAGAAGCACCAGGGCUGCGACGGCCCCAAGUCCAACCAGGCCUCUGACCGAGUCUUAAGGCCUAUGUGCUUUGUCAAACAACUGGACUAUCCACAGUAUGGUUACAAGAACAAUGUCUCCACCAGCACGCCCCGCUCCAACCUGGCCAAGGAGCUGGAGAAGUACUCCAAGACCAGCUUCGACUACAGCGCGUUCGACGGCAGCAACAACCACCAAGUGUACGGGAAACGGGCCAUCGCACCCAAAGUUCACGGGCAAAGAGACACCUCCCCGAAAGGAUAUGAUGCCAAACGCUACUGCAAGAACUCCAGCUCGGCCAGCAGCACCACCAGCACCUACGCCCCCAGCAGUAGCAGCAGCAGCCUGAGCUGCGGGGGCGGCGGAGGAGGAGGGGGCGCGGGCGGAGGCGGCGGCGGGGGCGGAGGCAGCAGCGCCAGCAGCACUUGCAGCAAGAGCAGCUUCGACUACAGUCACGACAUGGAGGCUGCUCACAUGGCGGCCACAGCCAUCCUCAACCUAUCCACACGCUGCCGGGAGAUGCCACACGGGAUGGGGGGGAAACCUCAGGACCUGUGCUCACAGAGUCCCAGCCUAGAUGUGGAUGAGAACGGUACAUUGGACCUGAGUAUGAGCAAGCGUCUGUGCAGCGGUGGUGGAGGAGACUCGGUGCUCACACCUCUAGAGCCCAUGUCCCCCCAGAGGCAAGCCGCCCUGCUGGGCUCCCGCUGCUACGGCAUGGGGGAUGCCGCCGACUGCUGGGACCUGCCCGUAGACUACACCAAGAUCAAACACAUAGAUGAGGACGAGAAAGAGCCGGAUGACCUGGAUCCUUUCCACGACUUGCUGGAGGACCGGUCCUACUCCACCGACGUCAACAUGUCCAGUCCCAAGCCCAAGUAUGUCCAGUGCAAGGAGAGUAAGAAGGACCUGAUAACAUGUCCCACACCGGGGUGUGAUGGAAGUGGUCACUUGACGAGCAAUUUCGCCUCACAUCGAAGUCUCUCAGGUUGUCCUUUAGCUGAUAAAAGCAUUCGAAGUAUGCUGGCCAACAACGCGCAAGAGCUCAAGUGCCCGACACCAGGGUGCGACGGUUCGGGACAUAUCACUGGCAACUACGCCUCUCACAGAAGUCUCUCAGGGUGUCCGCGGGCCAGGAAAAGUGGGAUAAAGAUCAUCCACAGUAAAGAGAACAAGGAGGACCAGGAGCCUAUCAGAUGUCCAGUCCCAGGUUGUGAUGGUCAGGGGCAUGUGACGGGGAAGUACGCAUCUCACAGAAGUGCAUCAGGAUGCCCCAUAGCAGCCAAGAGACAAAAAGACGGCUACAUGAACGGCAUCCAGUUCACGUGGAAGUCCGGCAAGACGGAGGGCAUGUCCUGUCCAACACCGGGCUGUGACGGCUCGGGUCACGUCAGCGGCAGUUUCCUCACACAUCGGAGUCUGUCGGGUUGUCCACGUGCCACCUCUGCCAUGAGGAAAGCCAGGCUCUCCGGAGUGGAAAUGCUAACAAUAAAGCAGCAACGUGCCAGCAACGGACUGGAGCAUGAAGAGGACAUCAAACAGCUGGAUGAAGAAAUCAAAGAUUUAAGUGAAUCAAAUUCACAAGUGGAAGCGGACAUGAUCAAACUCAGAACACAGAUCACAACAAUGGAGUCCAACCUGAAGUCCAUAGAGGAGGAAAACAAGGUGAUUGAACAGCAAAAUGAAUCUCUCCUGCAUGAGCUGGCCAACCUCAGCCAGUCACUGAUUAACAGUUUAGCUAAUGUCCAGCUCCCUCAUAUGAAACCACUGGUACACAAAGAGCCUCCUCUGAGGAAUAACAGCUGCUUACAGCUGCACCAGCAAGAGCCAAUAAGCGAGCAGAACUUUGACGCCUACGUGACCACUCUAACGGAUAUGUACACAAACCAAGACCAGUACCAGAGCCCGGAAAACAAAGUCCUGUUGGAAAAUAUCAAGCAAGCUGUUCAAGGGAUCCAAGUGUAA
Molecule: messenger RNA, 4401 nt
Organism: Scomber japonicus (chub mackerel)
Lineage: Eukaryota; Metazoa; Chordata; Actinopteri; Scombriformes; Scombridae
Gene: myt1lb
Product: myelin transcription factor 1-like, b
Exons: 20
Coding region: 1-4401 (1466 amino acids)
Biological process (GO): regulation of transcription by RNA polymerase II
Cellular component (GO): nucleus
Molecular function (GO): zinc ion binding; DNA-binding transcription factor activity, RNA polymerase II-specific; RNA polymerase II cis-regulatory region sequence-specific DNA binding
Source: RefSeq, a predicted model, not a curated record